Hordeum vulgare subsp. vulgare (domesticated barley) is the source of this 640-nucleotide messenger RNA. Its product is annotated as puroindoline-B-like. Lineage: Eukaryota; Viridiplantae; Streptophyta; Magnoliopsida; Poales; Poaceae. Bases 52 to 546 code for a protein of 164 amino acids. Gene Ontology annotation, molecular function: nutrient reservoir activity. The transcript has a single exon. The record is from RefSeq and is a predicted model, not a curated record.
GUCCCCAUCUCAUCUAUUCAUGUUCACCACUACCAAAACAACAUUGACAACAUGAAGACCUUCUUCCUCCUAUCCUUCCUUGCUCUCGUAGCGAGCACUGCUAUUGCGCAAUAUGCGGAAGUUCCCAGCCCAGCUGCAGAAGUUCCCACGGGGGAUGGUUUUGGUGAAUGGGUUGCGAUGACGCCUAGUGUGAGUGGUUCUGAGCAGUGCGAGCAAGAGCAGCCAAAGCUAAACUCUUGUAGUGAUUAUGUUAUGGAUCGAUGCGUGACAAAGGAUAUGCUGCUCUCUUGGGUAUUUCCUCGGACAUGGGGGAAGAGAAGCUGUGAGGAGGUCCAAGACCAGUGCUGCCAGCAAUUGAGGCAAACGACGCCGGAUUGCCGUUGCAAGGCUAUCUGGACAUCAAUCCAAGGUGAUCUAAGUGGCUUCAUGAGCUUUCAACAAGGUCUGGAAGCUAGAACCUUGCAGAUGGCCAAGAGCCUUCCCUCCAAGUGCAAUAUUGAUCCAAAAUAUUGUAACAUCCCCAUCACUAGCGGAUAUUACUGGUGAUGUAGCUUCCAUUUGUAACUAAUAAACUAUCACAUACCGCAAUAUGUGACCAAUAAAUAUGACAAUGGAAUAAUAUAUACUAUAGUUUCCCUUA